Molecule: messenger RNA, 2403 nt
Organism: Stegastes partitus (bicolor damselfish)
Lineage: Eukaryota; Metazoa; Chordata; Actinopteri; Pomacentridae
Product: protocadherin beta-15-like
Exons: 2
Coding region: 1-2403 (800 amino acids)
Biological process (GO): homophilic cell-cell adhesion
Cellular component (GO): plasma membrane
Molecular function (GO): calcium ion binding
Source: RefSeq, a predicted model, not a curated record
AUGGGGGAACGAGGACAAAGGCGCCGAGGGAGCUGCUGGUGGGUUGCCGGGAUUUCAUUGCUAUGCUUUGUGGAGCUGAUUUUGGCUCAGCUAAGGUACUCUGUUCCAGAAGAAGUUCAAGUUGGAUCCUCAGUUGGAAAUGUUGCCAAGGAUUUAGGGCUUGACAUUAGCUCUUUGACAGGCAGAAGAUUUCGUAUUGUUUCGGGUCCAAAUCACGCUCUGUUUCAGCUGAAUCAGAACAAUGGAGUGCUCUACGUUGGCAAAAUUAUGGACCGCGAGGAGCUAUGUGAUGGAACCAAGGUUUGUUUGAUAAACCUAAAAGUCGUUGUUGAAAACCCGCUGGAAAUACAUUACGUUGGAGUUGAAAUAACCGAUGUUAACGACCAUUCACCGACUUUUCCAGACACCGCACAGCGAUUGCAAAUAGCAGAGAAUACUCCUCCAGGUACUCGUUUCCAAAUUCAUGCCGCCAGAGAUCCUGAUUUCGGGACACAGUCAGUGCGAUUAUAUAAACUAAGUCCUAAUGAUUUUUUUGAUAUUGAAGUCAGAGACAGUGAAGAAGACAAGAUACCGUUUAUAGUACUGAAGAAGCCUUUAGACAGAGAGCAAAAGGUAGAGCAUCGUUUGGUGUUAACUGCUCUUGAUGGGGGGAGUCCCUCUAAAUCUGGAAACCUUAAUUUAACUAUCACCGUGCUCGAUGCAAAUGAUAAUCGACCAGUGUUCAGCAAAGAUGUAUAUACUGUGUCAUUAGAUGAAAACGCCCCGAUAGGAACCCUUGUAAUAAAAUUAAACGCUACAGAUUUAGAUGAAGGCUCAAACAGCGAAAUUGAGUACAGCUUUGGAAAAACACAAAAGAAAAAAGUGCAUGACACCUUUGAAUUAGACAGUGUCACUGGUGAGAUUCGAGUGAAAGGAAAAAUUGACUUUGAGGAAACUGAGCUUUACAGACUAGAUUUGCAGGCUUCAGAUAAAGGCCAGCCACCGUGGACAGCCGAAAGUAGAGUGGUCAUAAAAAUAAAAGACGUGAACGAUAAUAAACCAGAGAUUGAAGUGACAUCAUUGUCCAACUUAAUCCCUGAGAACUCAAAGCCUGGAACUGUUAUCUCUCUCAUCAGUGUAACAGACAGAGACUCAGGGCUUAAUGGAAAAGUGAUUUGUAAAAUGUCUGAUGAUGUCCCGUUUGAUUUGACUCCCUCCAUUGAGGAAAACAUGUAUUCUCUUGUCACAAAGGGGCGGUUAGACCGAGAAACUGUGUCUCAUUAUGACAUCACAAUAACAGCCACUGACUGUGGUGAACCUCGACUUUCGACUGUAAAAACCUUAAGUGUUCAGGUGUCAGAUGUAAAUGACAACAUUCCAGUUUUCAGUCAGAAUCCGUUUGAACUUUACUUGGUGGAAAACAACACUCCUGGUGCAUCAAUAUUUUCUGUCAGUGCUUCUGAUAACGAUCUGAAUGAAAAUGCAGCAAUUACAUACCACAUUGUGAGGGGUGAUGGGCAGCAGGGUGACAUGACGUCUUUCCUGAAUGUCAAUUCGGAAAACGGACAAAUUACAGCGCUGAAAAAUUUCGACUUUGAGACGCUAAAAACGUUCCAGUUCCAAGUGGUUGCCACAGAUUCUGGAGCUCCGUCACUCAGCAGCAACGUCACAGUCAACGUGUUCAUUCUGGAUCAGAACGACAACGCUCCAGUCAUCCUGUAUCCACUCAGCUCCAACGGCUCUGCUGAAGGUGUGGAGGAGAUUCCCCGCAAUGUCAACGCAGGACACUUGGUCACCAAAGUCAGAGCCUAUGACGCUGAUAUAGGAUAUAACGGAUGGUUGCUCUUCUCACUGCAGGAACUCACUGACCACAGUCUCUUUGGUCUGGACCGAUAUACAGGACAGAUCAGAACACUUCGCUCAUUCACAGAGACAGACGAGGCUGAGCACAAACUGGUCAUACUGGUCAAAGACAAUGGAAACGUUUCACUCUCAGCUACAGCUACUGUCAUUGUCAAACUUGUGGAGCCCAAAGAGGCUUUUGCAGCUUCUGAUGUCAAAAGUGCAGCAAAAGUUGAUGAUGACGACAACGUGACUUUUUAUCUAAUGAUAACUUUGGGCUCAGUUUCUGUACUUUUUCUCAUCAGCAUCAUCGUGCUGAUUGCAAUGCAGUGCUCCAAAUCCACAGACUAUACUUCUAAAUAUCUGCAAGAGACUAAUUAUGAUGGGACACUGUGUCACAGCAUCCAGUACAGAUCUGGCGACAAACGCUACAUGUUAGUUGGACCCAGGAUGAGUAUAGGAUCUACUAUAGUACCUGGAAGUCAUGCAAAUACACUGGUGCUCCCUGACAGGAGGAGGACAUCUGAGGAGAGUCGUUUUGUUCAGGUCGACAGUGAGGAGACGGUACCCGCAACAGAAUGA